AAUUGCUUUGAUCCCAGCAUCUCCUCAAAACUCAAGCAUUGCAUCCCUCUUGAUUUGUAGUUUGUUUUGUGCUUUAGAUAAAAGUUCUGCCAAAUCAAGAGGGGUUUUAAGAUCAUAGUGUGUGUUUCGCAACAAUGGCUAAGUUCUUUGCUGCUAUGAUCUUGGCACUCUUUGCCAUUUCCAUACUUCAAACAGUGGUAAUGGCUGCUAAUGAACAAGGAGGCCACUUGUAUGACAACAAGAGCAAAUAUGGAAGUGGAAGUGUCAAGAGUUACCAAUGCCCAUCACAAUGCUCGAGGAGAUGUAGCCAGACCCAAUACCACAAGCCCUGCAUGUUUUUCUGUCAGAAGUGCUGCAGGCAAUGCCUGUGUGUGCCCCCGGGGUAUUAUGGUAAUAAAGCUGUGUGCCCUUGCUACAACAACUGGAAGACCAAGGAAGGAGGACCCAAGUGCCCUUGAGCUUCAACUUGUUCAACUUCAAUUGUCGCUUUCCUACAUUUUUAUUGCUUCCUUCCUUGUGCCAAUUUAAUGCACUAGCUACCAAAUGCUACUAGCCCCUUUUGGUGGCACUCUAUGAUAUUAUGUUUUUAUGUAUUUUGGUGUAUCACUCCUUGGGCCUUGUUUGCCUUUAAUGAGAGUGGCUUAUUAAUAUCAAUAUAUCACCUACCAAACUUAUUGCUAGCAUAUA
This is a messenger RNA of Glycine soja, 687 nucleotides long. RefSeq names its product gibberellin-regulated protein 4-like. Lineage: Eukaryota; Viridiplantae; Streptophyta; Magnoliopsida; Fabales; Fabaceae. The record is from RefSeq and is a predicted model, not a curated record. The coding region runs from base 135 to 458 and encodes 107 amino acids. The transcript is spliced from 4 exons.